UGGCAAAAAACAAUGGCGAAGAAACUGUGAAACUACAAAACUGUGUUGCUGACAUCUGGUCGCUUGUAAAACUAUUUCGGAUAGAUUUUGUGAUAUUUCGUUGUGAUCGGUCGAUAAAUCUUUAAGUUUUUUUUAAUGGAAAGUGCGAACGAAGUGUAGCGUUUGGGAAGACAGCAGCAAAGACAUAUUUUGCAUUGCAAAUAUAUAAACAGAAACAAGUAGUUCUACGACUAACGGGACUUCUCGCCAACCGCCAAGCAGUCGCGGUCCGUGAAGCAGUGCAAGGAGAAUCACAUACUAAAAGGACUUCCAGUAAAAGCGGACCUUCUUUACACAAGAUCAUCGACCCCAAAAUGGAUAUGAUCACGGUGGGGCAGAGCGUCAAGAUCAAGCGCACGGACGGCCGUGUCCACAUGGCCGUGGUGGCGGUGAUCAAUCAGUCGGGCAAGUGCAUCACAGUCGAAUGGUACGAGCGGGGCGAAACCAAGGGCAAGGAGGUGGAACUGGACGCCAUACUCACGCUGAAUCCGGAGCUGAUGCAGGACACCGUGGAGCAGCAUGCCGCCCCGGAGCCCAAGAAACAGGCCACCGCCCCGAUGAACCUCUCGCGGAAUCCCACUCAAUCGGCAAUUGGUGGCAAUCUCACCAGCCGCAUGACCAUUACCGGCAACAUGCUGAACAAGAUCCAGGAGACCCAAUCGAUUCCGCAUCCGCUGGGCAACAGCAAUAGCGCCAAUACGAAUAGCAAUUCGAACACCACAGCCGGCGGAGCCUCCUCCACCACCGGGUUGCAGCGACCGCGCUACUCGCAAGCUGCAAUCGGCCAGCAGCAGACGAGGAUUGCCUCGGCAGUGCCCAACAACACAUUGCCCAAUCCAGGGGCGGCAGCAGCGGCAGCAGCUCCAGCAGCCCAGGCUGCUGCUCCGGCCAGCAACACAACCCAAGGAGCCGGCGGAGGAGCUCGCCGAUCGCAUGCCCUAAAGGAGGUGGAACGUCUGAAGGAGAACCGCGAGAAGCGACGUGCUCGCCAGGCCGAGAUGAAGGAGGAGAAGGUGGCCCUGAUGAACCAGGAUCCGGGCAAUCCCAACUGGGAGACGGCGCAGAUGAUACGCGAGUACCAGAGCACACUGGAGUUCGUGCCGCUGCUCGAUGGCCAGGCCGUCGAUGACCACCAGAUCACCGUGUGCGUGCGGAAGCGACCCAUCAGCCGCAAGGAGGUCAAUCGCAAGGAGAUCGACGUCAUAUCGGUGCCGCGCAAGGACAUGCUCAUCGUGCACGAGCCGCGCAGCAAGGUCGACCUCACCAAGUUCCUGGAGAAUCACAAGUUUCGCUUCGACUACGCCUUCAACGACACGUGCGACAAUGCCAUGGUAUACAAAUACACAGCCAAGCCGUUGGUCAAAACCAUUUUCGAGGGCGGAAUGGCGACGUGCUUCGCCUACGGCCAGACAGGAUCCGGCAAGACGCACACCAUGGGAGGCGAGUUCAACGGAAAGGUGCAGGACUGCAAGAACGGCAUCUAUGCCAUGGCGGCCAAGGACGUUUUUGUGACCUUAAAUAUGCCACGUUAUCGCUCCAUGAAUCUAGUCGUUUCGGCCAGCUUCUUUGAGAUCUACAGCGGAAAGGUCUUCGAUCUUCUGGCCGAUAAGCAAAAGUUGCGCGUCCUAGAGGACGGCAAACAGCAGGUGCAGGUGGUCGGCCUCACCGAGAAGGUGGUGGACAGUGUCGAGGAGGUGCUGAAGCUCAUCCAGCACGGCAAUGCUGCCCGCACCUCCGGCCAGACGUCGGCCAACUCGAACUCGUCGCGUUCGCAUGCCGUCUUCCAGAUUGUGUUGCGACCGAUGGGCUCCACCAAGAUCCACGGCAAAUUCUCGUUCAUCGAUCUGGCGGGCAAUGAACGUGGGGUGGACACCUCGUCGGCCGACCGACAGACACGCAUGGAGGGUGCCGAGAUCAACAAAUCGCUGCUGGCCCUCAAGGAGUGCAUCCGGGCGCUGGGCAAACAGUCGGCCCACCUGCCCUUCCGUGUCUCCAAACUGACCCAGGUGCUGCGCGACUCGUUCAUUGGCGAGAAGAGCAAGACCUGCAUGAUCGCCAUGAUCUCGCCGGGACUGAGCUCCUGCGAGCACACGCUCAACACGCUGCGCUAUGCGGAUCGUGUCAAGGAGCUGGUGGUUAAGGAUAUCGCCGAAAUCGGCCCUGGUGGCGACAGCGAGGCCAUCGAGAUCAUGGACGACGACGAGGAGGAGGAGCUCAACCUGGUGCAUCCGCACUCUCACCAGCUGCACCAGAACACGCAUGCGCCGGCCUCCCAGUCGCACAACCAACGUGUCGGCGCUCCAGGCUCACAUCACUCGGGCCCCAGUAUUCACAACAAUAAUAACAACAACAACAAGAACGGAAACGCUGGAAACAUGGACCUGGCCAUGCUGAGUUCACUGAGUGAACACGAGAUGUCCGAUGAGUUGAUUGUACAGCACCAGGCUAUUGACGACCUGCAGCAGACGGAGGAGAUGGUGGUGGAGUAUCACCGCACCGUAAACGCCACACUGGAGACAUUCCUCUCCGAGUCGAAGGCGCUGUACAACCUGACCAACUAUGUGGACUACGACCAGGACUCGUACUGCAAACGGGGCGAAUCGAUGUUUUCGCAGCUGCUGGAGAUCGCCAUUCAGUGCCGGGACAUGAUGGCCGAGUAUCGCGCCAAGUUGGCCAAGGAGGAGAUGCUUUCGUGCAGUUUCAAUUCGCCGAACGGCAAGCGUUAGUUUCCCGCACCCAACUUUCACCCCUUUCUUUUUUAACACAACCCCCGCCCCUCCCCUUUGGCUUCCCAUCAUUGUUUAUUGAAUGCAAAAUAUGCACUCUCACUAGAAUUUUAUAUUUUUUUUGUUGCAACCUCGCUCUUGGCCCCCUCGCAGUUUGGUAUCCAACGUCAGCCAUGGAGGAUUUGGCGUGGGGGUCAGGUGGCUGGUGGCGAGUUACUCCUACACAAAAACUUGAACGGACCCAAGUUAUUAUAUACAAAGCAUAAAGCAUGUGUAAGUCCAAUUAUCCCGGUUGCUUUGGCAUUUUUAACGAUGAUGUCGUCGUCUAACGUAUUAAUAAUAAAAAUUUCUGCAUCCGUUCUAAGAAACUUAAAUGUUCAAUUAUUGAUACAAACAAAAGAAAGACUUGUCACAGCCCCCUAUCUUUAAUUCUCUGUCGAACUCGAUAACGCUGCGCGCUGGUUUUAUUAAGUUUUAAACUACAUUCAUAAUCGAGGAGGCGCACUGUUGAAAGUCUGUUAAAAUAUAUACUUUAUGAACUAAGCACGGGAACACAGAUUUACAAUGACAGCAACACACCAAUAACAAAUAAUAGCAAAGCCCAUUAAAAAAAAACAGGCCAUGACCUUUGUUUGGGUUCUCUUUCGAUUAUGAUUAUAUGAUUAUGAUUAUGAUAAUGAUUUCUGCGCAGUCGAUACUAUACUUUUGUAAAAGAAAAAGACAUUUACUAUAUUAUAAUUACUACUUACUCUAAAUAUGAUAUGAGAUUCCAUUUAAUAUAAUUACCUUAUGCGAUUUGUUCCCUUCAUUUUUCGUCGUUUUAAAUGCUCGUCCAGAGUUUGUUCAUGCCGCGGCACAAAUCUAUCUAUUACACUUUACAACUACGAACUAAUCGCGCAUUGUAUUUAUUUAAAGGCCACAAAACUGUAUUUAAUUUGUAUUAAUUUAUUCAAUUACUAUUGCACCAAAUCCAAUUUACAUACGUAUUCCCCCGUAACUAUAAUUGAUUAUGACUAUCCUAUGCGAUCCCCGAACUGCAGUCUCUGCCUGAGAGAUAUUUAGCCAGCGAGUGUUUUUGGAUACUUUUAAUCCUUUUCUUUCGUUCGCUCUUCUCUGAUCUAUACUAUAUAUAAUUUACAUUAUAUUUUUUUUUAUGUGUCAAUCUAAGCGACUUCGGUGAAGAAUUUAAAGUGCAAACUGUCUUUGCUAUUAUUAUUUGAAGAUGAUUUGCAUUUCAUUUUGUACUAAUAUUUAUUACAUAUAUUUAAUUACGUUUACACGACUAAAAACUAUCGAAAGCAAAUCAAACGAAACUUAACCAAAUCAUGGAUUUCCACACACUGUUUGUACUGCGUUGAUAAGAAACACAGAUCGAUCGGUUCCAAAUAGCGGAGAACAUACAUAAUACAUAGUAACUUAGCCUUAAACGAAACAAAAGAAAAACACAACACAAAACAAAACUAAUAAGCAAACUUAACAAAAAUCGAAAAAGAAAAAGAUAAAGAAAGAAAUUGAAAACAUACUCACGUGCUUCUCCUAAAGUAUUUAUCCAAUCAUUUUGUUAUUGCAUUUCUUCAGAGCACUAUAAAAAAUACCCCCUCCCAAAGCAGACGAAUGAUAACAAUUUUAUAAUCCACCAAAUGCGAGUUUUUAAAACAAUGUUAAUAUGGAAAAACCAACUGAAUGAGUGCUUCGAUACUAUGCGGUAUAAAUAAAAUAAUGAAAGUGUUAGGACUUGAACUCUAAUAAUGUAUUAUUAAAUAUAAAUAAUAAAUUAUAUUGUAAUAAAACGUGAACAUACACAACUAAAUUUAACAUUAAAGAUGUGUAAAGCAAAAA
Molecule: messenger RNA, 4604 nt
Organism: Drosophila elegans
Lineage: Eukaryota; Metazoa; Arthropoda; Insecta; Diptera; Drosophilidae
Gene: Klp10A
Product: kinesin-like protein Klp10A
Exons: 5
Coding region: 354-2765 (803 amino acids)
Biological process (GO): microtubule-based movement
Molecular function (GO): ATP binding; microtubule binding; microtubule motor activity
Source: RefSeq, a predicted model, not a curated record